AUGCUUACUAUUUUGCUCUCGUUCAUCGUUUCAGAUAUCAACGCCUUGGUGAUCGGUGGUGGUGCCUCGCCAAACACUUGCCAGCCAUGCCUCGAUGCACAGAGUCAAUGGAUGAGUUGGGGAGCAUGGAGUACUUGUCAAAGGAAUCCAUAUGGAGUUGAUUCGCAAACGAGAACCCGGCAAUGCUCGGGUUCGAAUUGUCAGGGAGCCGCCGAUGAGUCGAGACAGUGCCAAGUCUAUCGAGAGCCGACUCCAGAAUGGAAUCAAUGGGGAUCAUGGAGCAGUUGCAGCAAGUCAUGCGGUGGUGGAGUUCAAGUGAGGACAAGGACGUGCAAUACACAAUGUGGUGUUUGCACUUGUCAAGGUCCGGCCACAGAGGAAAGGGCGUGUAACUCGCAGGCUUGUUGCUCGUGGACCCAAUGGUCAGAGUGGUCAGCUUGUUCGGUGUCUUGCGGAAACGGGAUUCAGACGAGAAAUCGCGGCUGCAGUUGCGCUGACAACUCGUGCCCCGGCUCAUCGAUUGAUGUGAGCGAUUGUGCGGCUCGAGUUCCAUGCCCAAUCUGUAACACUUGUUAUCAGCCACCGCAGCCGAUUGUCCCCCCGCCGCCAGUUGCAUGCACUACUUGUCAACAGUACCAGCCACCAACUUGUAACACUUGUGGCUACAGGACGAUUCGAACAGCGAUCGCUUUGGCGAAAAAUUCAACCCUUCCAAUUACACAAAUCAAAAAGCAU
Mesorhabditis belari is the source of this 735-nucleotide messenger RNA. The record is from the annotation of a GenBank genome assembly. Lineage: Eukaryota; Metazoa; Nematoda; Chromadorea; Rhabditida; Rhabditidae.